AUGUCCCACCUCGUUGUCGGACACCUGUUUGAUCCUACCAAAGAUGUGGUGGUAGUCACGGGGGGUUCUUCAGGUCUAGGGAAAGCAAUUGCAUCCAAGUUUGCUGAGAAAGACACAAAGGUGGUUAUAUUGGAUAUUGAUAUCCCUCUGGAGAGUGCAAGAAUCCCUUCGGCCAAUUACUUCAGGUGUGAUGUGGGUGAUAUUGGUGAUGUUCAGAGCUGCUACAGUCGAGUUGUGGAGUCCGUCGGAGUACCAACUGUUCUCAUUAAUAACGCAGGUAUCACCAGCGGCAAGACGGUCUUAGCGUUGCCCAGUGACGAUAUUGAGAGGAUCAUUAGGGUGAACUUGCUUCUGAGCUUCUUCACGAUCAAGACCUUCCUUCCAGGAAUGCUUCAACAGAAACGUGGGUAUGUCAUUACCGUCGGAUCUGUUCUAGGGUACAUGUCUCCGGCGUAUCUAAGCGCUUACGGAGCGUCUAAGUCUGGCUUGGUGGCGCUUCAUGAGCUGCUCACGUACGAGCUAGGUCCACCCCUGCUCUGUUUAACCGGUGUCAAGACUCUUCUCGUCUGCCCAGGCCAGAUGAGAACUUCAAUGUUCGACGGAGUUGCAACUCCAUGGCGGUGGCUAGCGCCGGAAUUGAAGCCUCUGUAUGUUGCUCGUUCCAUAGUUGAGGCUAUAACCCAUGGGCGCCGGGGUGAAAUCAAGCUCCCGCUUUAUGGUCACUUUUUACCCGUAUUCCGUGCCUUACCCUGGCCUAUCGUCGAAGUAGCAAGGCAUUUUUCUGGAAUUGAUGAAAGCAUGUUAACUUUUCAGCGACUGGAGCCAGAUCAGGUUGGUCCAUGA
This is a messenger RNA of Candidozyma duobushaemuli, 843 nucleotides long. Its product is annotated as short-chain dehydrogenase/reductase. The transcript has a single exon. Bases 1 to 843 code for a protein of 280 amino acids. Lineage: Eukaryota; Fungi; Ascomycota; Pichiomycetes; Serinales; Metschnikowiaceae. Gene Ontology annotation, molecular function: oxidoreductase activity, acting on the CH-OH group of donors, NAD or NADP as acceptor. The record is from RefSeq and is a predicted model, not a curated record.